Haplochromis burtoni (Burton's mouthbrooder) is the source of this 4249-nucleotide messenger RNA. It is a transcript of the gene wnt10b, whose product is annotated as wingless-type MMTV integration site family, member 10b. The coding region runs from base 175 to 1464 and encodes 429 amino acids. The record is from RefSeq and is a predicted model, not a curated record. Gene Ontology annotation, molecular function: frizzled binding; cytokine activity. The transcript has 4 exons. Gene Ontology annotation, biological process: cell fate commitment; canonical Wnt signaling pathway; neuron differentiation. Gene Ontology annotation, cellular component: extracellular region. Lineage: Eukaryota; Metazoa; Chordata; Actinopteri; Cichliformes; Cichlidae.
CCCUCCUCCUCCACUUUAUUCUCUCCUCCGACCUCCUCUGUUCUCCGUCUUCACUCCUCGGUCGUUUGGCGGUGCAUCGAUAAUACUGCAGACAUCGUCCUUUCGAUUUUCUUAUUCGACGCGGACCAUCACUACCAGUGUUUUAAUGUCACGUCGCGAAAGACGCACAACAAAAUGGAGCUAUCAAACAAACUCCGUUGGGACCAAUUCCUGAUUUUGGCAGCAGCACUUAUGUCACCUGCAAUCACGGUGCUGUGUAAUGAUAUCCUCAGCCUGAAGGUGGCAGGAGAUCCAGUGCUAACCCCUAACUCUGUGUGCCUCAGGCUGGCAGGCCUCAGUAAACGUCAGAUGCGGAUGUGUGUGAGGAACCCUGAUGUGACAGCAUCUGCUCUGCAGGGGAUCCAAGUGGCCAUCCAUGAAUGCCAGCACCAACUCCGGGACCAGCGCUGGAACUGCUCCUCGCUGGAGGGCUUUGGCAAGCUGCCGCACCACAACUCCAUCCUCAACAGGGGUUUUCGGGAGAGUGCCUUCUCUCUGGCCUUGCUGGCGGCGGGCGUGGCUCACUCUGUGGCCUCGGCUUGCAGCAUGGGCAAGUUGCGGGGGUGUGGCUGCGAGGCCAAGCGUCGCCAGGACGAUGACAAGAUCCGGCUGAAACUCACACAGCUGCAGCUGCAGACGCUUCAGAAGGGUGGGGCAGGCAUCGACUUAACACGGUCAUUACCCUCAGAGCUGAAUGGUCAUCGUGGCAGCCUGCCCACUAACCUGCGCUCAGCCCACCCCUCAGCCCUUCUCAAGCCCUUACCGGAUGAGCUAAGCUCUAUGCAAGACACCUGGGAGUGGGGGGGGUGCAGUCAUGACAUCCGUUUCGGGGAUCGCUUUUCCAGGGACUGGCUCGACUCCCGGGGGUCUCCAAGAGAUAUCCACGCCCGCAUGAGGAUACAUAACAACCGUGUGGGACGACAGAUAGUGACUGACAACAUGACAAGGAAAUGCAAAUGUCACGGCACAUCAGGGAGCUGUCAGUUUAAGACCUGCUGGCAUGUAUCUCCAGAGUUCCGUCUUGUGGGCUCCAUACUCAAAGAAAAGUUCCUGACAGCCAUUUUUGUCAACUCUCAGAACAAGAAUAAUGGGGUUUUCAACCCUCGGACAGAAAACGGUGCCAGCGGAACCCAAGGGGGUCUCGGCGGAGGGCGUCGUCGAAUCAUGUCCAGAGAGCUGGUGUACUUUGAGAAGUCUCCUGACUUUUGUGAGCACGACGUGUCCAUAGACUCUCCGGGAACACACGGACGCAUCUGCAACAAAACUAGCUACAGCACAGACAGCUGCAGCUCGCUGUGCUGCGGCCGUGGACACAACAUCCUGAAACAGACACGCAGCGAGCGCUGCAAUUGCAGAUUUCACUGGUGUUGUUACGUGCUGUGCGAGGAGUGUCGUCACACAGAGUGGGUCAACGUGUGCAAGUAGACGUCAGUCUGUUCCCCCCUCAGUUCGAGCGGCUUUUACUCAUCCAGGACUCAAGAUGGCGAGCCUGUCCCUUCGCCCACUCAUGUUGUUCGAGCUUUUGUUUUUGCUCCUUGUGCAACUCUCCCAGAGAUCCUGUUUACCCCCCACCCACCCUCUUUUUUUAAGUCCAUCAUCUGGGAUCUAUUUUCUUUUUGUAGACGCUGUUAUUCUCAAAAUGCCAAGUCAGAGAUUGAAGAGGUGACUCAUGUCAUUUGUCUUCCCAUGGCCUGUUUAGACGCUGGCCUUUCAGCCAUGAAAAUGGCCCAUACUUCAUCGUUUGAGACCCACAAAGAAAAAGAAAGAAAAUGCAACAGCAGAGGAGCUUCAGCGUCUACAAGCUGACUCAUCUUAUUGUACAGUAACAGUUUAUUUGAAUGUGUAUGUCUAUAAUUGUAAAUGUAUUAUUAUUAAUAUUAAUAUUGUACUAGAGCCUGUCUUUUUUCAGUGAAUGACAGAUUGAUGGUGGCCAUGUGGUCAGCAUGGUGAAGCAGUGUGCAGACCUAACAGUCUCAUUUUCUUUCUCCAUUUGCACCAAAAUAAUACUCGUGUGUGACUCUGAAAAGUACUAAUUUGGGAACUUGUCUCACAAUCUCUCUUUACUGAUCAAAGAAGACAAAUUUUUUUUGGAAGGGCGAAUGAAUUUGACACAGCGCUUUCUCACAUGCAGGACUUUCAGAUGCUCGUCCAAGCUUGUACACUUGAAAAACUCAAGAUGGGAAACUGGAAGCAACAAAUCUCUAGAUUGUACGACUAAUGAUUCAGAUUUAUAUAUUUAUAUAAUGGUAACAAUAGUAAUCACUUCAUGAGAAUGGUUGCUAGUGGUCAUGUUUUUUAUGACUCUGUAUCAUUAUUGUGGCAGCAAAAAUGCUGUCUCUUGGGUAUGACUGUACUGUGAUUUGUGUCACUUUCCUAUGAAAUUGUGACUGGGCUCUUGAUAUUUCGUGCUUGCUUUUGUCCAUUUCAUCAGUCUGAGCACUCCUUAGAUUCUUCCCACAUGUACUACAUGUCAAAGUGAGAGAUGGACCUACUUUAGUCCUGAAAUGACGCUGAAGAGUGUGCGUCUGUUGCUGUGUAAAUGGGGGGUAGGCUCUGUGCACUACAGAUUUGGGAGGUGAGAGCCUUUUUUAUGGCCACUUCAUGCUGAGAGAAGGACUUUUUAUGGCUGCAGGAUAUUGUUUCCUUAAAGUAUGACUUUUAUUACUGGAGAGAAGCAUCAAGAGAGCAGAGAAUGGGGGUGAUUAUACCAGUCUUUGCUGUGCGAGCAUCUAAGGGGAUCAUCUGUCCAGAGUUCAUAGCCAAGGAAGGGACUUGUUGAACCACGUGCUUUGGGGACGCUGUAUCCCUGUUACCUGGGAGACAGACUACACAAAUAUAAACACAUGCACAUAAAUGCUUGCAUGGGUUGGUUUACGUACCAAGACAUGUAGGAACGCUGGCACCCGACGCUCAAUCAAAAACAUGCAUGUUGUUGCGCACAAAUGAACUGUAGAUUUAGCAAAAUGCUCCUGUCGCCACUUGACUCGAUUUAUGAUAGCAGCAUUCCUCGAUAUCUUAGAUAAUCCAAACCGUCUCCAUGCUUGGCCUGCUGGGAAAAGCUUUUUUUUGCCACAUAGGAUUUAAUGCCAAUUAAGUCCUGUUUGCAUGGACUUUGGUAAAUAUCCCUGAACUCCGAAGGAAUGACAGCGCCAGUGGCUGAAUUGAGCACUUGAUCUUUUUUGGUAUUUAGAGAGGGAGCAAAAAAAAAAAGAAGACAGCGAAGAGGUAUGGAAUGAUAAGGGCUUGGAUUUCUGGUUUGGAUUUCUUCAUUCCUUUAUCAUUUCACCCUGGAGCUGCUGCGAAAGGGAAUUUCCUGUCACUGUUUCUAACCAUGUGUGAGACAGAGGUUGGUGGACAGCCUGGGAUUGCUUUCUCUCUCUUGCUCUGUUUCUCUUACUUCGCCCCUUUCCCCAUUCUCCCCUUCAUCAUUGCAGACAGAGACACAUACAUAGCAACACAUUGACUGCCCCCACCCCCCCUGCAGUAAUGACAUCCAGACUGGGCUGAAAUUAAAGAGAGGCAGGCAGAGAGAGAGGAAGUAAGGAGAGAUAAAAGUUACCCACUUUGACUGACAGCAUGAUUAUAUGUAUAAAUAAGGCGAUUUAGCGUGUUUAGUUGGAUAUGAAGAUAGCGAGAUAGAUUUUGCUGCACAUACGGCAGAGAUGCACAAGCAAAGGACAAAUCGAGUGUGGCGAACGGGGUGAAUAAAGUGUACUCUGUAUAAAUAUAUGCCUCGAAACAUCUGCUUCUCAACUCCCCUUUCAUUUUUGAUGUGGGACAGGCAGAGGAGAGCGGGAGAGAAAACACAAGGAGCCAGCUACCCAGAACAUCAAAGCCCCUGCCCUCAACGUGCAGGCCCUCAUUAGUUCAGCUAGCAGAACCAACGAGACUUGUGAUUGUGUUUGCUGGGGUGCACGCUGGCAGACACUUCAGAGGAAAGGCUCCCUUAAGUCAUAACUCCCCACCCUACCUCUCCUGCCACCACCCGGGCCCGCUUUAACCCCCCUGUAACCCUCUCCAAACUCCCCGCGCACACAAACUCCUGCAUGCUCACCCCACCAUCCACUCCACCCCGUAAUCUGGUCUGCAGCUGCAAACAUCUGCUCCCCUCUUUAUUCCUCGCUGCCUCCACCGCUGAAUUGAUAAACACAUCUAUUACUGGACCACUGACUGGCACACAGCACGGAGGAGGAAUGAGGCAAAUGUUGGA